AUGUUCCGCGCAACGAUAUCAGGACUGAGGGCUGGGGGAAUGCGCCAGUUCAUCAGAGCUUCUCAAACUACGAUUCAAAAUACGACAUCUACAAGAUCAGCUAUUCUGCGCAACCUGCCACAGCGACCUAUAACUACAUUUACCUCUACUCCUAUAAAUUCUCUCCGCUCAAAAUCCCGUCCGCAGACUACCAAUUUUACAUUCUCCUCGAAUCCGAGACCGUCUUCGGAAACAUUGUUCCAACGUCUUCGCACAAGAACAAAUAGAUACUUUCACAAUUCAAGACCGAGGAGGAAUGGAGAAGCAAAGCCUGAAAAUUUGGGGGAUGAUACCAGUCUAUCAGGGAGAAUGAAGAAAUUGAGUAGAGAAUAUGGGUGGAGUGUGGUGGGAGUCUAUAUCUUUUUAUCUGCGGCGGAUUUUCCAUUUUGUUAUUUGUUAGUCAGGACGCUGGGAACGGAUAGAAUUGGUGAAUGGGAACACACAAUAACCUCCUCCAUCAAAUCCAUAAUCCCCGAAUCCAUCAAAACCACUUUCCACGAAUGGCGUGUCGCCAUGCAAAAAGCCUCACACGAUGUUACCGGAUCCGACAAGCUGGGCGACGGAGUAGAAAUGGCAGGAUGGGGUGUAGAAGAAGCAGAAAUGGCAGGAUGGGGUGUAGAAGAAGCAGAAGAGCGCAAUAAAAGGGAUGCUAGUCUAGGUACUCAACUGGCUCUCGCUUACGCGAUCCAUAAAUCGUUUAUUUUUAUUAGAGUGCCGUUGACGGCGGCGGUGACCCCGAAGGUUGUGAGGACGCUGAGGGGUUGGGGAUGGGAUAUUGGGAAGAGAACGACUAAGGAAGCAAAGAAGAUCGCGGCGGUGAAACAUGCGGCUCAACCGGCGAAACCUCUUAGGACGAAGGUUAAGAAGGUCUUUCAGACGAGGAAGAAGUAG
Molecule: messenger RNA, 930 nt
Organism: Botrytis deweyae
Lineage: Eukaryota; Fungi; Ascomycota; Leotiomycetes; Helotiales; Sclerotiniaceae
Exons: 2
Coding region: 1-930 (309 amino acids)
Cellular component (GO): mitochondrion
Source: RefSeq, a predicted model, not a curated record